AGCUCAUUCUAAAACACCUCAGGCCCGGAGCUGUCCUGGUGUGUGACUGCCUAUUGAAUAAUUGAUUCAGAGAGGGAGGAGGGCGGUUACUAUCAGAUCUGAGCAUAAUGACUUUAUAUAAUUAGCACGCAGCGUUGAAAAAAAAAGAAAAAAGAAAACCCAUUUGACUGUGGGAGUUUUUUUUUGCAGAGAGAGAGAGAGGAGGAGGAAGAGGAGGAGGAGGGAGCUGAGAGAGAGAGAGAGAGAGGUUCAGUCUGAGCAGAGCAGCUCAUCUGAGAGGAACAGCAGCAGUCUGCACAGACAGACAUGCUUCAGCACACUGACAUCAGCUGCAGACACACAACCUCUUGAUUUGAGGACAUUAGUCCUGCUGCAAGGUGAUACCAGGAGACGCUGCUUUCAUCCAUCCGAGGAGCGUUUCUUUUUAUUAUUUCUCUUUUUUUUUUUUUUUUACGAGAAAGCGACUCCAUGGCUGUUCCUGUCUGCUCUCUCUCUCUCUCUCUCUCUCUCUCUCUCUCUCUCUCUCUCUCUCUCUGGGUUUAAUGAGGAGCUGAGCUGAAGUUUGAGCGUGCCACAGAUCCUCUCUGUGUUUAUUUGUGGGUGUUAUCUUAAAGGGUCUCCUGUUGUUGGAUUGUUGUUUUCCAGAGAGGAUGGUGCUGGACAAGGAGGAGAGUGUGUCCCUCGUGUCCCUCCAGUCCAGAGAGAAGCCGAGGGGCUGUGCCGGCUGCAACGGGAAGAUCCGGGACCGCUUCAUGCUGCAGGCGUUGGACAGGUACUGGCACGAAGACUGUCUCAAGUGUGCCUGCUGUGACUGCCGCCUGGGCAGGGUGGGCUCCACCCUCUACACCCGGGCCAACCUCAUCCUCUGUCGCAGGGACUACCUGAGGCUCUUUGGGGUGACGGGGAACUGUGCAGCCUGCAGUAAGCUGAUCCCUGCCUUUGAGAUGGUGAUGAGAGCCAGAGACAACGUCUACCAUUUAGACUGCUUCGCCUGUCAGCUCUGCCGCCAGAGAUUUUGCGUGGGAGACAAGUUUUUCCUCAAGAACAACAUGAUCCUGUGCCAGCUGGACUACGAAGGAGGCCAUCUUAAUGGCAGCGCAGAGAGGCAGCCUCAAUAAGAGAUGAGAACAGGACGUCUGUGAGCCAGUUGGACUCUGAAACUCACAGCAGCCGAAUCGUCGUCUUCAUCAGCUUCCUGUUUCAGACUGUGUGGAAACACUGAUGGGACACGUUUCCCAUGAUUGAACUCUUUAUUACAGAGCUGCGUGGAAACUAUCCUGAAAACGAACAUUUCUGAUCAGAUGGACCAGAGAUCAACCAGGAAGUGAACAUGGAAACUAUCAGGAGGAUAUUUAUGGUUCUGCCCUUUUUCUUUUUUUUCUCCGUUCAACAAAUAAUUUGAAGAGUCUGUUCACCAAACUAGAAAUACUAGAUGGAUGGAGGGGAGCCAAUCAGGCCACACAUAGCAUCAAGCUAGUCAUCCAUCACAGAAAAUACUAAGUUGUCAAAUUGUUCUGGCAGUCUCUGAACUGUCCUCUGUGGUGAACCCCGCCCCUCUGGCAUGUAGGAAACCGCAAAACAAACUGAAACAUAUUCACUGUUUAAAUACAGUUCAACGACGGAGGAGGAUCGACUGCUGCGACCGAACUGAGAGGCGCUUCAAACCCUCCGUAGUUUUGUUUUCACUCUGAUCUCAAGCUGAUUUUUUUUUCUUGACUAAUUAAACUGAAUUUUAAUUUCA
Sebastes umbrosus (honeycomb rockfish) is the source of this 1741-nucleotide messenger RNA. Its product is annotated as rhombotin-1-like. The coding region runs from base 651 to 1118 and encodes 155 amino acids. Gene Ontology annotation, cellular component: nucleus. Lineage: Eukaryota; Metazoa; Chordata; Actinopteri; Perciformes; Sebastidae. The record is from RefSeq and is a predicted model, not a curated record. The transcript has 5 exons. Gene Ontology annotation, biological process: positive regulation of transcription by RNA polymerase II. Gene Ontology annotation, molecular function: DNA-binding transcription factor binding; transcription coactivator activity.